AUGACGGUUAAUUNAGAUCUCCAGAAUAGGGACCAAGAAGAUGAACUAAACCAGUCCUAUUCAAGAUUGAACCAAGAUCUCCAGAGUAGGGUUCAAGAAGAUGAACUAUACCCGUCCUAUUCAAGAUUGAACCAAGAUCUCCAGACUAGGGUUCAAGAAGAUGAACUAUACCCGUCCUAUUCAAGAUUGAACCAAGAUCUCCAGAGUAGGGUUCAAGAAGAUGAACUAAACCCGUCAUAUUCAAGAUUGAACCAAGAUCUCCAGAGUAGGGUUCAAGAAGAUGAACUAAACCCGUCAUAUUCAAGAUUAAACCAAGAUCUCCAGAAUAGGGACCAAGAAGAUGAACUAAACCCGUCAUAUUCAAGAUUAAACCAAGAACUCCAGAGUAUUGUCCAAAAAGCCGAAGUAAAUUCCUCCUAUUCAAGAUUGAACCAAGAUAAUCUGGACAGGGUAGAGCUCACAGCCUCCAGAUCUCUGGGCUUACAAGAUAAUACUACGCCAAACCCAUGGCUUGGAGCAAACACACCCAAACAGGUUAAGGAAUGCGGUAUUGUUAACUACAUUUCUCAGGUAGAUGAAGGUAUCUGUAGAAGAAAAGGGUUUUGUCAUGUUGGUUCCAGAAUCUUCUAUAAACCGGGAGAAUGCCUGACAAGGAACCAGUCCUGUUCAGUUAAAUGGAGGAGAGAAUACAUGGAGAAAGGGGAGUGCAGUGGAAGAUUUUGCAUCACCGACUCCAACAUCCAACCCCUCCAUCCUGAUUGUACCUAAGCAGCUAGACAAGUCCACUGUCCAGGGAUCGUGCCUAGGACAGCAAGGCAUGUCCUAGCCGGCUAUAUUGGAAUAAACUUAAUAAAAUUUGUCAGUAUGAUUUUAAAGCUAAAAUUAUAAUACAUCUGUACUGUACUGUA
Molecule: messenger RNA, 908 nt
Organism: Eurytemora carolleeae
Lineage: Eukaryota; Metazoa; Arthropoda; Copepoda; Calanoida; Temoridae
Exons: 5
Coding region: 1-768 (255 amino acids)
Source: RefSeq, a predicted model, not a curated record